AUGGACGCUUUUGCGAUCACCGAGGGCAUCAUCCCUGAGAACAGCCAGGAGGGUCCCAAUGCCGAAAAGGCCACCGCUGGGAAGUUGCCGGAAGGAGCCAACAAGUUCCAGCGCGCCAUUGCGGCCUGGAGAGGGAUCGAUUUGGCGAGUACUGUCGCAAAGCUAGAUAGUACCGCUUCGGAUAUAGUCGCCCAGCAGCGCGAUGCACUUGUCCAGCGAAAGGACCUUGCGCAGAAGACGAAGGACUUCCGGAAGCUGGACGAUGCCUCCAAACUUACGGAGUUCAAGGGCCUUCUGAAAGCCUACCAAGGGUUCAUCGAUCUCCUAACCAACCAGGGGAAAGCCUCCUCGUCCGCGUUUUUGCAACUAUACUCCUCCCUGUCGGAGGCGCCCGAUCCAUACCCCCUCCUCGAAGCAUCUGUCGAUUCCCUCGUCCAUUCCGAAGAAACCGUCCCCAAAUUGACCUCGGAGCGCGAUCGCCUGCAAGGCUCCGUCGACCGUCUCACCUCUCAGCUGGACGACACCGAAAAGCGGCUUCAAGAGGAACGGACUACAAGGAAGAAGCUGGAGGAGAACCAGGACGCUAAGAUCAAGGAGGUCGAGGAGUCGUGGUCUACGGUGCUGUCGGAGAAGACGAACAACUGGACGGCCAAGGAGAAGAGCCUUGAGGAGAAGGUCGAAAACCAGGAGCGAUUGGUCAAGGAGCUCAAGGCGAGCUACGAAGUGUCCCAACGCCUGGGCCAAGAGAAUGAGGGCGGCGAUGGCUCCCAUGGGGCCAGCGCUGCGGAGCUGGAGCUGGUUUCCGCGGAGUUGGAGAAGACGGGCUUGAGGCUGGCAGAGGUCGAGGCUAGGAAUGAGCAAUUGACGCUUGAGCUGGCUCAAUCUGUUUCCCACUCGCAAGGACAUGCGGCAUCUGUCGAAGACGACCCGUCUUAUCUUCGUCUCCAGUCCGAGAACUCCUCACUCCUACGCAAGCUGGACGCUUCCCGGUUUGAUAGAGAGUCUGAGCGGCACACGUGGGAAUCUAAAUACUCCCAAGCUGAGAGGCAGCUCACAAGCAUUACUGCGGAGAAGGAAGAGUUGCGCUCCAAAUUGGACAAGGUGGCUGACUAUGAGGAUAUCCGUCGAGAGUUGGAGAUGAUCAAGUCUAUUGAAUUUUCCCCUGGUGAUGACGACGAUGCUGGGGACCUGACAGACCCCGCAGGUUCUCCCAAUGGUGCGGCCGGCAAGACCCGGAAUAGCCUAGAGCAGCUCUUGUUGGCCAGAAAUAAGAAGUUGACGGAUGAGCUCACUAUUCUACGCGUGUCUCAUCGGGAUUUGCAGGGCCAGCUAGAAGUCCUGCGUGAUGAACUCUCGACCACCAAAGACGAGCUUGAGAAAUCCCAGAAGCUUUCCACCACGCUCGAAAAUGACCUUCUCCGCGUACAGGAGGAGGCUGCGAAUACAUUCCCGUCUUCAGCGAUGUCUGUUGCGGGUACCUACACCACCAAGCACCCUCACUCCUCCCGCAGAGGAGCGGUAUCACCCACCUCCUCCAUCAUUUCCGGCUUUGACCAGUCGGCGGCGUCUGCCAAUACGAUGGAAUCCAUUCGGGCGGGUGAGGCCGUCGGUGGUGGCUCGGGUCUUCUGCCCAUGAUUCAAGCCCAGCGGGACCGCUUCAAAAAGAAGAACUCCGAGCUUGAGGAAGAGCUAUCGAAGAUGUAUAGCACGGUAAAGUCACUCCGGCAGGAAGUUGCCUCUCUCCAAAAGGACAACCUGAGCCUUUAUGAGAAAACACGAUACGUCUCAACGUACAAUCGUGGCCCAGGCGGGUCAUCAUCGGCAUCUGCCUAUGCCAACAAGCCCAGCUCAUCCACCAUCCAUACGUCCGCGGAUACACCGUCAGGACUUUCCCUCGAUCGUUAUCAAUCCGCGUACGAAGCACAGAUCUCACCCUUUGCCGCCUUCCGUGGUCGGGAAUCUACUCGUGCCUACAAGCGCAUGAGCUUGCCGGAACGCAUCGUAUUCUCUUUAACCCGGAUCAUCCUCGCGAACCGGACUAGCCGGAACCUCUUCGCGGGCUAUUGUUUUGCGAUGCAUAUCCUAGUUUUCGCCAUGCUGUACAUGAUGAGUACCAUGGAGAUCGAGAAGCACAGCAGUGCAAGUCUAGGCGCAGCCGCCGCGGCAGUCAUGGCCGGCGGGGGGGGAGGUGGUGCUGGCAGUGGUGGUUAUAGUAGCCAGCAGCUUCAUGGCGAUGACUGGCAGCAGGAAGGAUUUAACCAUGCAGGUUAA
Molecule: messenger RNA, 2271 nt
Organism: Aspergillus heteromorphus CBS 117.55
Lineage: Eukaryota; Fungi; Ascomycota; Eurotiomycetes; Eurotiales; Aspergillaceae
Product: CCAAT displacement transcription factor COY1
Exons: 4
Coding region: 1-2271 (756 amino acids)
Biological process (GO): intra-Golgi vesicle-mediated transport
Cellular component (GO): Golgi membrane
Source: RefSeq, a predicted model, not a curated record